AUGACGGGCAAUGACUCGCAGCUAUUCGCCACCGGAGUGUACGGUUGUGUCAAGACGGCAGCUUGCUUCGUCUUCCUGGUCUUUGUGGCAGAUUCGCUAGGCCGGCGCUGGAGUCUGCUUUGGACAGCUGCUUCCCAGGGUAUCUUCCUCUAUAUUGUGGGUAUCUAUGGAAGGGUUCAGCCCCCCAUCAAAGGAGAGCCUGUCACCGCAUUCGGAUAUGUUGCCAUAACGUGCAUCUAUCUCUGGGCCGCUUCGUUUCAGUUUGGCUGGGGCCCCGUCUGCUGGAUUCUGGUCAGCGAGAUCCCAACUGCGCGACUGCGUGCCACAAACGUGGCAAUUGCGGCGGGCACCCAAUGGCUUUUCAACUUUGUUUGCGCUCGAUCCGUUCUCACCAUGCAAGCCACCAUGGGCAAGGCUGGCUAUGGCAUGUUCUUCAUGUUUGGUAGCUUCUGCUUCAUCAUGGGCCUCUUCGUGUGGUUCUUUGUGCCGGAAACCAAGGGCCUUAGUCUGGAAAGCAUGGACGACUUGUUUGGCGUGACGGAGCUUGUAAAGCAGGUUGAUGCUGAGCCCGAACUCGGCGCCCCCGACAGCAUUCGCGAGGAGCGGGCAGACAUCAAGACUUGA
Trichoderma gamsii is the source of this 624-nucleotide messenger RNA. RefSeq lists its product as hypothetical. The transcript has 4 exons. Gene Ontology annotation, biological process: carbohydrate transport; transmembrane transport. The record is from RefSeq and is a predicted model, not a curated record. Gene Ontology annotation, molecular function: carbohydrate:proton symporter activity. Bases 1 to 624 code for a protein of 207 amino acids. Gene Ontology annotation, cellular component: membrane. NCBI's taxonomy places the organism in Eukaryota, Fungi, Ascomycota, Sordariomycetes, Hypocreales, Hypocreaceae.